Messenger RNA from Suillus fuscotomentosus, 1237 nucleotides. RefSeq lists its product as uncharacterized. Lineage: Eukaryota; Fungi; Basidiomycota; Agaricomycetes; Boletales; Suillaceae. The transcript has 15 exons. The record is from RefSeq and is a predicted model, not a curated record. The coding region runs from base 353 to 1201 and encodes 282 amino acids.
UGGCCUGGCAAGCGAAUGAUAAAACCUGUCACUGCUUUAGCUGGCCUUACGGCGUAGUAAAUAUUAACAUAAUCAUAAUCCGUUGGACUGCACAGUGCCAGAUUCCUCUCGACGUCACGAUCACCAUAUCGUAAGGCGUGCCAAAUGAGUUUCUAUUUUUGCCUUCCCAAGUGCUGAUCUAAAGGCGCUGCGUUUCAUGAUGAUCACGACUUGGAGUCUCCACUGGGUGGAAAGCUCUCAUACGUGUGUCGACAACUGUACUCAAGUCGUGUCUGCGGCGACGCUAGUCCCUCUAUAACUUGCAAGCAGGUCUAAUAGAAGGGAAGGGCAGCGUUUUAUUUUUGUUUUCAAAAUGUCUUCUGUUUUAUUUUCGGAGAUUGCGGAUCUGCAGAUAUCCAAGUUUGCCAAUAUCGGUGCUUUUGCGAUCCUUAUAUUCGAUUUCUGCAUCACGUUCCAAGAUGAGGUAAAGUGGACCUGGACCAGGCCAUGGGAUAUAAUUCGUGUCAUCUUCACCAUAUCCCGAUAUCUGCCUUUCAUAGGCUCUGGAUUGACUGCAUAUGCUGCACUGCGUGUCAGCGGCCCGCCGGCCCCCAGUCUGGCAGAAAACAUCAUUCAUAUCAUAGGUAUCGUGGCUGCGGAGGGCUUGUUGGUCGUUCGAACAUGGGCUUUCUGGCGAAAGAGCAGAAGGGUGCUGAUUGGAUUGGUGACAGUAAUCGCCGCUGUUUCUAUAAACGUCCUUCCCAAUCACCACUUGAUAUCAGCAGGUGUGUCUACGAUACCCGGGCAAGACUUCUACUCGUCAAGAAAUGCUGCUUUGGUAUAUGCUAUCCUGGCACUCUUCCAAUGUGUGAUACUGGCCCUUACUGCGUACAAGAAGUUCGGCGACUAUCGGAAAAUCGAGAGCUCCAUCAUAAACACCAUUUACGGUGGUAGCAUAUUCUACAUGUUGUGCAUCAUCGCCAUCACAGUCGCCAAUGUGAUUAUUGACGCUGUAUUUCCGAUUGGCUAUACAAACAUGCUUGAUACGCUACAAGUUGUCAUUCACAGCGUCCUAGCCUCUCGAAUUAUGUUCCACCUUCGGAGUAGUCACCAUGCCUGCGAGAUGCACGCAUCAUCGAUGUUGAUGAUGUCAGAAGCUAUACAAUAUGGACAGCUUUCGCAAACGCAAACGAACGACUUGGAGAGAAGGAGUAAUGUUUGAUAGCAUGCAAGCGAGCUUAGUUCAUCGUCAAGAUUG